Messenger RNA from Sceloporus undulatus (fence lizard), 3991 nucleotides. RefSeq names its product RNA polymerase III subunit B (gene POLR3B). The transcript has 28 exons. Gene Ontology annotation, biological process: DNA-templated transcription. Gene Ontology annotation, molecular function: ribonucleoside binding; DNA binding; DNA-directed RNA polymerase activity. The record is from RefSeq and is a predicted model, not a curated record. Gene Ontology annotation, cellular component: RNA polymerase III complex. NCBI's taxonomy places the organism in Eukaryota, Metazoa, Chordata, Lepidosauria, Squamata, Phrynosomatidae. Bases 75 to 3473 code for a protein of 1132 amino acids.
ACGCACCGGGGGCGCACAUUGCGCAUGCGUCGUUUUGCGGGGCCUCUGCCGAUUCUUUUUCCUCUCUCCCUAACAUGGACGAACUGGCGGCUGAGCUGGGCGCUGCCACUCCGGAGCAGCUGGCGGCUCCUAUAAACACCGUGGAGGAGAAAUGGAGACUGCUUCCAGCAUUUCUGAAGGUGAAAGGACUUGUAAAGCAGCACAUAGAUUCAUUCAAUUAUUUCAUCAAUGUAGAGAUUAAAAAAAUCAUGAAAGCCAAUGAGAAAAUUACAAGUGAUGCUGAUCCAAUGUGGUACUUAAAAUAUCUCAAUAUUUAUGUGGGUACGCCAGAUGUUGAAGAAAGCUUUAAUGUAACAAGACCUGUUUCUCCUCAUGAGUGUCGCUUGAGAGAUAUGACUUACUCCGCCCCAAUUACAGUGGACAUUGAAUAUACUCGAGGUAGUCAGAGGAUUAUUCGCAAUGCAUUACCUGUUGGCAGGAUGCCAAUAAUGUUGCGAAGCUCCAACUGUGUUCUUACUGGGAAAACGCCAGCAGAAUUCGCCAAGCUUAAUGAGUGUCCCUUAGAUCCAGGUGGCUACUUCAUUGUUAAAGGUGUAGAAAAAGUCAUUCUUAUUCAAGAGCAGUUAUCAAAAAACAGAAUAAUUGUGGAAGCAGACAGAAAAGGGACUGUUGGUGCAUCUGUUACCAGUUCUACUCAUGAAAAGAAAAGCAGGACAAAUAUAACUGUGAAGCAAGGAAGAUUUUAUCUGAAGCAUAAUACCCUGUCUGAAGAUAUCCCCAUUGCUAUUAUCUUUAAGGCCAUGGGUGUCGAGAGUGACCAAGAGAUUGUACAGAUGAUUGGUACAGAGGAGCAUGUGAUGGCUGCCUUUGCCCCCAGCUUGGAAGAGUGCCAGAAAGCUCAGAUUUUCACACAGAUGCAGGCAUUAAAAUAUUUGGGAAAUAAGGUCCGAAGGCAGAGAAUGUGGGGAGGACCCAGGAAAACCAAGAUGGAAGAAGCACGAGAACUGCUAGCAACAACAAUUCUUGCCCAUGUUCCGGUAAAGGAAUUCAAUUUCCGCUCCAAGUGUAUCUAUACAGCUGUGAUGGUGCGCAGAGUGAUUCUGGCCCAGGGGGACAACAAAGUGGAUGACAGAGACUAUUAUGGAAACAAACGGUUGGAGUUGGCAGGACAGCUUCUUUCUCUUUUGUUUGAAGAUUUAUUCAAAAAAUUUAACUCUGAACUGAAGAAGAUUGCUGAUCAAGUAAUUCCUAAGCAAAGGGCAGCCCAAUUUGAUGUUGUUAAGCAUAUGCGGCAAGAUCAAAUCACCAAUGGUAUGGUGAAUGCCAUCUCUACUGGUAAUUGGUCACUGAAGAGAUUCAAGAUGGAUCGUCAAGGUGUAACUCAAGUAUUGUCCCGCUUAUCAUAUAUAUCUGCUUUGGGAAUGAUGACAAGGAUCUCUUCUCAGUUUGAAAAGACAAGAAAAGUGAGCGGCCCUCGAUCUCUGCAGCCAUCUCAGUGGGGUAUGCUUUGCCCAUCAGAUACCCCUGAAGGAGAGGCCUGUGGCUUGGUUAAAAAUCUAGCAUUGAUGACCCACAUUACAACUGAUAUGGAAGAUGGCCCUAUUAUUAAAUUAGCUGGUAACCUGGGAGUAGAAGAUGUAAACCUUCUAUGUGGAGAAGAACUUUCGUAUCCCAAUGUGUUCCUUGUUUUCCUUAAUGGCAACAUUCUUGGUGUCAUUCGAGACCAUCAGAAACUGGUCUACACGUUUCGGUUGAUGCGUAGAGCUGGUUACAUCAAUGAAUUUGUUUCCAUUUCAACAAAUCUGACAGACAGAUGUGUGUAUAUUUCCUCUGAUGGAGGAAGGCUGUGCCGACCCUACAUUAUUGUAAAGAAGCAAACACCUGCAGUUACUGAGAAGCAUAUGGAAGAACUUGCUCAAGGUUAUAGGAAUUUUGAAGACUUCUUACAUGAAAGCCUUGUUGAAUAUCUGGAUGUAAAUGAGGAAAAUGAUUGUAAUGUUGCACUGUAUGAACAUACAAUUAAUAAGGAUACAACACAUCUAGAGAUCGAACCUUUCACUCUUCUUGGUGUAUGUGCUGGCCUUAUUCCUUACCCUCACCAUAACCAGUCCCCGAGAAACACUUACCAGUGUGCUAUGGGGAAGCAAGCUAUGGGUACCAUUGGAUACAAUCAAAGGAAUAGGAUAGAUACACUUAUGUAUCUGUUAGCCUAUCCACAAAGACCAAUGGUUAAGACAAAAACCAUAGAACUCAUAGACUUUGAGAAAUUGCCAGCUGGACAGAAUGCCACUGUUGCAGUGAUGAGUUAUAGUGGUUAUGAUAUUGAAGAUGCUCUUGUCCUAAAUAAAGCUUCUUUAGACAGAGGUUUUGGAAGGUGUCUUGUGUACAAGAAUGCUAAGUGUACUCUGAAACGUUACACCAACCAGACAUUUGACAAAGUGAUGGGGCCUAUGCUGGAUGCAGCUACACACAAGCCAAUCUGGCGGCAUGAAAUUUUAGAUGCUGAUGGCAUUUGCUCUCCAGGUGAAAAAGUAGAAAACAAACAGGUGCUUGUGAAUAAAUCAAUGCCAACUGUGACACAGACCCCUCUGGAAGGGAGCAGCGUACCCCAGCAACCACAAUAUAAAGAUGUUCCUGUAACUUACAAAGGUGCAACUGAUUCAUAUAUUGAAAAAGUCAUGAUAUCUUCAAAUGCAGAGGAUGCAUUUUUGAUAAAAAUAUUGCUAAGACAAACUAGACGUCCAGAAAUUGGAGACAAAUUUAGCAGUCGUCAUGGGCAAAAAGGAGUUUGUGGAUUGAUUGUUCCUCAGGAGGACAUGCCAUUUUGUGAUACGGGAAUCUGUCCUGAUAUUAUUAUGAAUCCCCAUGGCUUCCCAUCACGGAUGACGGUAGGGAAACUAAUUGAACUUCUGGCAGGAAAAGCUGGUGUCCUAGAUGGCAGAUUUCACUACGGAACAGCAUUUGGGGGCAGUAAAGUUAAAGAUGUGUGUGAAGAUCUUAUUCGUUAUGGCUAUAACUACUUGGGGAAGGACUAUGUAACAUCUGGCAUUACUGGGGAGCCGUUAGAAGCCUAUAUCUAUUUUGGACCUGUGUAUUAUCAGAAGCUGAAGCACAUGGUGUUGGAUAAGAUGCAUGCAAGAGCUCGAGGGCCCAGAGCUGUCCUUACCAGGCAACCCACAGAAGGCCGAUCCCGUGAUGGAGGUUUACGUCUAGGAGAGAUGGAAAGAGAUUGCCUGAUAGGCUAUGGAGCAAGCAUGCUCCUGCUGGAGAGACUUAUGAUUUCUAGUGAUGCAUUUGAAGUGGAUGUGUGUGGCCAAUGUGGAUUGCUAGGAUAUUCUGGCUGGUGCCAUUACUGCAAGUCAUCUUGUCAUGUGUCUUCCCUGCGCAUACCAUAUGCCUGUAAACUUUUAUUCCAAGAACUACAGUCUAUGAACAUUAUACCCAGAUUAAAAUUGGCCAAGUACAAUGAAUAAAUGAUCUGAGGAAUAAAGAGACAAAAGAACAAGUGGAAACAUAAUUGGGAAUGAUCUUAAAUGACAACAGAGGUGCUUAGACCAAUAAGUCCCUAAUUCCCUGUUGGUUUUCUCUUCCUUCUUUGACUGGGAUACAGUGCUGAAGAGAACAUUAGAAGCCACUGCUGCAAAGACUCUGGCUGUGUUUAUCUGUGGCAGUAUGAGAUACCCAUUCACCAGGACACUGUGACUCUGCAAGCUAAGGUUCCCCUUGAAAUGCAGGCAGGGAAGUACUGAUGAUCAUCCACAUUCAAUGGAUUGCUUCCUUUCUCAACAGGCCACCUAAAUACAUGCACAAAUGUUGAGUGCUAAAACAGUAUUGAGGUCAGUGGAAACGGUGGGGGGGGGGGGGCGUUAACUGAACAGUUUUAAUGGAAGCAUACUGUUGGCUAACUGCUAUUUCUCCAUUGUGUAUCAUUUUUUUUCCAAAAAAUAUUAGUGACCAUAAAUGGGAACAUGAAUAAAAAAUUCCAAGUAUA